This is a messenger RNA of Dufourea novaeangliae, 2258 nucleotides long. Its product is annotated as oxysterol-binding protein-related protein 9. The record is from RefSeq and is a predicted model, not a curated record. The transcript has 13 exons. Lineage: Eukaryota; Metazoa; Arthropoda; Insecta; Hymenoptera; Halictidae. The coding region runs from base 76 to 2205 and encodes 709 amino acids. Gene Ontology annotation, molecular function: sterol binding. Gene Ontology annotation, cellular component: membrane; cytosol; intracellular membrane-bounded organelle.
CACAUAUUAUACAUACAGCACGCUAUAUAUUCUCGUGUAUAUACAUUUAUAGGCAACAGUGAGCAACAAAUAACAAUGUCGACGAUGGAAGGUUCACUCAGCAAAUGGACAAAUGUUGUUAACGGAUGGCAAUAUCGGUGGUUUGUUCUGGAUGACAAUGCUGGUCUCUUGUCAUACUACACGAGUAAAGAGAAGAUGAUGAGAGGAGCACGCAGAGGAUGUGUACGUUUAAGAGAUGCAAUCAUUGGUAUAGAUGAUGAAGACGAUAGCACAUUUACAAUUACUACAUCAUCGUACAAAGAUGAUCCAAAAACAUUUCACUUUCAAACACGAAAUGCAGAGGAACGAGAACGUUGGAUUCGUGCUUUGGAAGAUACUAUAUUACGUCAUUCUCAUGCUAGAUGGGAUCCUAAGAAGUCUCCUCCUAGGCAGGAUUUUGAUCGUAAGGUAGCAGAGGCAGAUGCUUAUCUUCAGUUGUUAAUCGAUCAAAUAAAAGUAAUUGAAACGAAACAGACAAGUGCUGCCACAGAGGAUGAAGAAAAACAACAGAAGUACGCGGCAAUUUUAUUGCAAGCGAAUGCAAUGCUUAAUUCUGUUAAACAUACAAUAGUUCAACUGCAAAUUGCAAAGAAUACAGCAAUACCCGUGAAUGGGAUAUAUAGGGGACCCACCGACUCAAUACAUGUUUCAUCUCCUUUAUCUCAUGUUGCUACUAGACAACCAGAAGCAACUGUACAAACUGGAAUUGAACUAGGUUCCGAAUGCGUAGAACCAAGAGUACCUACAUUGCCAAAUGCUGUUGUAGAUAGAGAUCUUCCAGUACCACAAUUUUCUUACUCGUCUUCGGACGAAGAUGAUGAUUAUUAUGAUGCAGCAGACGAAAUAUCACACCCGUCUGCAGUACAAAAUCAUAUUAUUGUACGACGGGAUAGCGAACAAUUACAAACACAUUCAGAUACUAGUUCGAGUGAAAACCGGAAACAAAAUCCGUUACCGCCUAUAAAGGGCGAUGGAUCUGUUGAUUACGAUGCUCUUUACGAGGAGGAAAGCGAAACCGAAAUGGAUUCCAUGGAAUCCCAUGGUUCGGUUGUGACCCAUCUCUUAUCGCAAGUGAAGAUUGGUAUGGAUUUGACAAAAGUAGCAUUACCUACAUUUAUUUUGGAGCGCAGGUCGCUUUUGGAAAUGUAUGCAGAUUACUUCACCCACCCUGAUCAGUUUAUAAGCAUAGCAGAUAUGCCCACCCCAAGAGAUAGAAUGGUUCAGGUAGUUCGCUGGUAUUUAUGUAGCUUCCAUGCAGGUCGCAAAUCAGGAGUGGCUAAAAAACCAUAUAAUCCGAUAUUAGGUGAAAUGUUUAAAUGUCAUUGGGACAUUCCCAAUGAUACCGUAGAUAGUGCAAUUGAUUCGAAAUUAGUCGCUGAAGGUCCUGUACCUUGGUGCAACGAGAAUCAACUUUCAUUUAUCGCAGAACAAGUUUCUCAUCAUCCUCCAAUAAGCGCGUUUUAUGCUGAACAUUACACAAAGCGAAUCAGCUUCGGAGCACAUGUAUGGACAAAAAGUAAAUUCCUCGGAUUGAGUAUAGGAGUACAUAAUGUAGGAAAGGGUUGGGUAAACGUAUUACAAUAUGGAGAAGAAUAUGUAUUAACUUUUCCAAAUGGUUAUGGUAGAUCUAUCCUCACUGUACCAUGGAUAGAAUUAGGGGGAACUGCGACUAUACAUUGUGCACAAACUGGUUUCCAAGCUACUGUAGAAUUCUUAACGAAACCUUUCUAUGGAGGUAAACGUAAUCGAAUUUCGUGUCAUAUUACACAACCAGGAGAUAAAAAACCAUUUAUUUCAAUAAAUGGAGAGUGGAAUGGUGCUAUGGAAGCGAAAUGGAUCGACGGUAGAACUGAAAUAUUUGCGGAUGUCAGAGAACUUCAUACUCAAAGGAAAUUAGUAAAGCCAGUCUGCGAACAAGAAGAACAUGAAUCUCGAAAAGUUUGGCGGGAUGUGACCGUUGGAUUGAGGAUUAAUGAUAUGGAAAAAGCUACCGCUGCCAAGUGUACAAUUGAACAGAAACAACGAGAAGAGGCACGUAUUAGAAAGGAAAAUAAUAUGAACUGGCAAACGAAGCUGUUUAAAGAAACUAAAGAUGGUGGUUGGGUAUACGUAAAACCUCUUGCAGACAGAUUACAUUCGUCCCCGGAUCAAGCGGCAGCAACGUAAAUUCCACAAAAUGUUUCGUCACAGACUUAGAUAUUGCACAGUACUAUAAGUAU